AAGCGGAAGCGGGUACGGAGGUACCAGCUGGUCUUCGGAGGGGGGUAGGGGGCUCCAUGAAUGGAAGCGGCGGCGGCGGCGGGAGCGACCUGAGCUGGGCUCUGGGGCCAGGGCCAGGGGCUGCCCAGGGCCCGCACCGGUGUAUGGGGGCGGCUCGUGGACCCUAAGAGCAAGGACCGACGGCUGGGCCGAUCUGGGAGGGGCGGGGCCGGGCGGCCUCGGGCCGGAGGCGCGUCGGGCUGGAGCCGGUCACGAUGCCCCGAAGGAAGCAAAGCCAUCCACAGCCCGUGAAAUGCGAGGGGGUCAAAGUGGAUACUGAAGAUUCCUUCGACGAAGGACCUGGGGCUCUGGUGUUGGAGAGUGAUUUGCUACUAGGCCAAGAUCUGGAGUUUGAAGAGGAAGAGGAAGAGGAGGAAGGUGACGGCCACAACGACCAGCUCAUGGGCUUUGAGAGAGACUCUGAAGGUGUGUUUAAGGGAGCCAGACCUGGACUUCCCUAUGGGCUGAGUGACGAUGAGUCUGGGGGCGGCCGGGCACUAAGUGCGGAGAGUGAAGUUGAGGAGCCAGCGAGGGGUCCAGGGGAGGCCAGGGGUGAGAGGCCAGGCCCAGCCUGUCAGCUGUGUGGGGGGCCGACAGGUGAGGGGCCGUGUUGUGGGGCAGGAGGGCCGGGUGGGGGGCCCCCGCUGCCCCCACGGCUACUGUACUCAUGCCGCCUCUGCGCCUUCGUGUCCCACUACUCGAGCCACCUGAAGCGGCACAUGCAGACACACAGCGGGGAGAAGCCGUUCCGCUGUGGCCGCUGCCCCUACGCCUCAGCCCAGCUCGUCAACCUGACGCGACAUACCCGUACCCAUACUGGCGAGAAGCCCUACCGCUGUCCCCACUGCCCCUUUGCCUGCAGCAGCCUGGGCAACCUGAGGCGGCAUCAGCGCACCCACACAGGGCCUCCCACUCCUCCCUGCCCAACCUGUGGUUUCCGAUGCUGUGCUCCACGACCAACCCGGCCUCCCAGUCCCACAGAGCAGGAAGGGACAAUGCCCCGGCGAUCAGAAGGUAAAAAGAGCACCAGAGAUCUCGGGACACUGGUAGGUAGCAGUAGGGAUACUUGGAUUAAUGGCCCAUAUCUCAUUGUUCCCACAGAUGCUCUGAUCCUUCCAGACUUGAGUCUCCAUGUGCCACCAGGUGGUACCAGUUUCCUGCCAGAUUGUGGGCAGCUGCGAGGUGAAGGGGAGGGUUUGUGUGGAACUGGAUCAGAACCACUGCCAGAGCUACUGUUCCCUUGGACCUGCCGGGGCUGUGGACAAGAACUGGAGGAGGGUGAGGGCAGCAGGUUGGGAACUGCCAUGUGUGGGCGCUGCAUGCGAGGAGAGUCUGGAGGGGGUGCCAGUGGGGGACCCCAGGGCCCUAGUGACAAAGGCUUUGCCUGUAGUCUAUGCCCCUUUGCUACUCACUACCCCAACCACCUGGCUCGGCACAUGAAGACUCACAGUGGUGAGAAACCCUUCCGCUGUGCCCGCUGUCCAUACGCCUCUGCUCAUCUGGACAACCUGAAACGGCACCAGCGCGUCCACACAGGAGAAAAGCCCUACAAGUGCCCUCUCUGUCCGUAUGCCUGUGGCAACCUGGCCAACCUCAAGCGUCACGGUCGUAUCCACUCUGGUGACAAACCUUUUCGGUGUAGCCUUUGCAACUACAGCUGCAACCAGAGCAUGAACCUCAAACGUCAUAUGCUGCGACACACGGGCGAGAAGCCCUUCCGCUGUGCCACCUGUGCUUACACCACAGGCCACUGGGACAACUACAAGCGUCAUCAGAAGGUGCAUGGCCAUGGUGGAGCAGGAGGGCCUGGUCUCUCUGCCCCUGAGGGUUGGGCCCCACCUCAUAGCCCACCCUCCGUCUUGAGCACUCGGGGUUCAGCUGCCCUGGGUGCUACUGGUAGCAGGGCUCUUCACACAGACUCACCUUGAGUUAGGUUCUUUUUACCUGGGGCCCUAGGAAUUAGCCCUACGCCUCCUGCAUUUUAUACAAAUGGACUAGAAAGCCACCUUUCCCUUUCUCCCCCGCUGGUCAGGGGCUCCACACAGAGUAACCUAGGCACUAUAUGGACCAGCCUGAAUCCCAUGGUCGGGGCCAUAUAAACCAGGGGGCCUUGUCUUGGCUCAUGUACCUGAUGAGCUAAGUGAUUAGGACCUUGGAUUCACCGCCACUGCUCCCAGGGGCCACGGAUGAACUGGUUGGGAACUGCCCAGCCUUUUACUGUUUUAACUUAUUUCAGUGCUUUAUAAUAAAGGAAACACUAACAGA
This is a messenger RNA of Rattus rattus (black rat), 2304 nucleotides long. RefSeq names its product zinc finger protein 513 (gene Znf513). Lineage: Eukaryota; Metazoa; Chordata; Mammalia; Rodentia; Muridae. Gene Ontology annotation, molecular function: DNA-binding transcription factor activity, RNA polymerase II-specific; RNA polymerase II cis-regulatory region sequence-specific DNA binding. The coding region runs from base 255 to 1967 and encodes 570 amino acids. The record is from RefSeq and is a predicted model, not a curated record. Gene Ontology annotation, biological process: regulation of DNA-templated transcription. The transcript is spliced from 3 exons.